This is a messenger RNA of Eremothecium sinecaudum, 327 nucleotides long. It is a transcript of the gene BOL3, whose product is annotated as Bol3p. Lineage: Eukaryota; Fungi; Ascomycota; Saccharomycetes; Saccharomycetales; Saccharomycetaceae. The transcript has a single exon. The coding region runs from base 1 to 327 and encodes 108 amino acids. The record is from RefSeq and is a predicted model, not a curated record.
AUGCGAAUCAAGCAGAAGACAUUACCAGAACUACUACCCAUGUUGUCAAUACGAGGCCUUGCGCGCACUCCAACAAGCUUUAAGCGUUUUUUUGCAUCUACACCAGAAGAGACGUUUAUAUAUGGUAAACUUCGUGAUGCUCUUCAGCCAUCCGCAUUGAAAGUUACUGAUAUUAGCGGCGGGUGUGGUUCUAUGUUCGCCAUUGAUGUUACUAGCAGUCGUUUCAAAGGGCUUACAACUGUUAAGCAGCAUAGGCUAGUGAACGAGGUGCUUAAAGAAGAUAUAAAGAAGUGGCAUGGCCUGCAGCUGAAUACCAAAGCUGAAUAA